AUGAAAGGACGUCCGAGCAAUCAACUGGUUGAUUGCACCUUUAUUGGCCCGGAUUGCCAUCCAUCACAGGAUGUCAUGUCGGGCUCUUUUCUAGGUCUCGGUUCAGGACCACUUGAGAUCGCUAUAAAAGGGCUCUGUAUUCCACCAGAAACCAAUUCACUCGACAAUAGUGGCCACGAUGCGUGUCACAAUCUGCAAUUUGUUGGUUUUAUUUCUCUCCCUUGGGGCUCAAGGCUUACUCAGGUCCAUUAUGUUGGUGAAGUUGGAUUGGGCUCUCCAGCCCAGAAGUUCAACGUUCUCUUCGACACGGCAACUCCAGCUUUGUGGAUACCUUUCGAUAAAUUCAGAAGUACAGAAUCUUCAAGUUUUCAAAACUUGUCUGACUGUCAAGUUUCUAGGCCAUAUACAACUGGUCAUUUUAAUGCUCUGAACAAAAAAGAUGUCUUAGAGAUCGGAGGUGCAAGUGUAAAGGACCAAUCAUUCGAAUUGGUAACUGCCGGAUUUGAAGACAAGAUCUUCGACGGAAUCUUUGGUCUCGCAUACCCCAGUCCCUCACCCGUUUGUGGACCGGAAGUCAUCCCCGUACAGAACAUGGCAAAUCAAGGGAUCGCUCCAGCGGUCUUCUCCUUCCGCUACGAAACAGAUCCUUAUACUAAAACUCCUGAACACAUUGGUGACGUUAUAUUCGGUAUCGAUAAUGAAUACGUUGAUGAAGCUGCAUUGAAAUAUAUCACACUUUCUAAGAAAGCUAACUGGCAAAUUGCAGUCGAUAGAGUGAACACGUUGAACGGACUGGCUGUUUGUAAAGAAGGAUGCCAAGCAAUAAUUGACUCGGCUUCUCCCGUCAUUGCAGGCCCAAUUGAAGAAGUCAACCAGCUUUAUCAACACAUCACUGGUGGUUGUAGCUACCACAACGGCACAUACGAGAUCAAUUGCCAGAACGUAGAACAUCUGCCUAGCCUAAUUUUCACUAUCAAUGGCAUCGAUUACGAUCUCGAUGGAGAAGAUUACGUUUUGAGGUUCCCAACCAGGUUUGGUACUACUUGCAUAUCCACCCUUGUCGGGAUGGACCUGCCAGAAAAGACAUGGGUUCUCGGAGAUGCCUUCAUGAAGAGAUUCUACACCGUCUUCGAUCAAGAGAACGGCAGAGUUGCCUUUGGACAAAUGAAAAAUGAUUACUGGCAUUAAUAAACACUAAAGAAAUAAUAGAAUAAAUUGUAUCCAUUUUUUAUUCAUGAUUAUUUUUUUUUAUUUAUUUGUUUAUUUUAUUUGGUGGUAAUUAAAGAGGAGCGAAAAUGAAAUA
Molecule: messenger RNA, 1303 nt
Organism: Nezara viridula (southern green stink bug)
Lineage: Eukaryota; Metazoa; Arthropoda; Insecta; Hemiptera; Pentatomidae
Source: the annotation of a GenBank genome assembly